Lodderomyces elongisporus is the source of this 882-nucleotide messenger RNA. RefSeq lists its product as uncharacterized. NCBI's taxonomy places the organism in Eukaryota, Fungi, Ascomycota, Pichiomycetes, Serinales, Debaryomycetaceae. The coding region runs from base 1 to 882 and encodes 293 amino acids. Gene Ontology annotation, cellular component: vacuolar membrane; SNARE complex. Gene Ontology annotation, biological process: SNARE complex disassembly; intracellular protein transport. The record is from RefSeq and is a predicted model, not a curated record. Gene Ontology annotation, molecular function: syntaxin binding; soluble NSF attachment protein activity. The transcript has a single exon.
AUGUCUGACCCUAGAGAAUUGAUUGCAGAGGCAGAGAAACUCCUCAAACAACAACUGGGCUUUUUGCUGUUUAUCACCGGUUCCUCAUCCACACUUCGAAAAGAAGACGCCACCGACCUUUACAUCCAAGCAGCAAAUAGCUACCGUUUAAAGAAAGAUUUUAAUCAAGCGGGCACGCAAUUUGUCAAAGCGGCCGAGAUACAGCAAAGCUUGAAUAAUCACAAUGAUGCUGCCAACCAUUUGGUUGAAGCUUAUAAAUGCUUCAAGUCGACUUCACCCACAGACGCAAUCGAUGCUUUAUCACAAGCUAUCCAUAUCUUUUUAACUCAAAAUGGGCAAUUCAGAAGAGCUGCAAACUUUACAAUGGACCUUGCCGAGUUGUAUGAGGGUGUAGGGGACACUACUAAUGCCAUCAAAAGCUAUGAGCAGGCUGGAGACUAUUUCACAACCGAUCAUGCCGAAGCAUUAUCAAAUAAAGCAUUUCUAAAAUGUGCAGAUUUAUGUGCAUUGCACACAGAUUAUAAGAAGGCGAUAUCACUAUACGAUGUUGUAAUCAAAAACCUGUUAAAUAACUCAUUAACGAAAUGGAGUUUGAAAGAUUAUUUCUUCAAAGUUCUAUUGUGCGUCUUGUGCACCAACGAUCUUGUUGAAGUUGAAAAGAGAAUGGGCAAGUUUUCUGAAGAAGAUCCAAAUUGGUUUGAUUCAAGAGAAUGCAAAUUGGUCCAAGGGAUAAUCGAAAGCAUUAACAAUGGUGAUGUUGAAGAUUUCUCCGAUAAAGUAUUUGAGUUUGACAAGUUUAGUAAACUUGACAAACUCAAGACUCAGUUAUUAUUGACCAUCAAGACAUCCGUAGUCGAUAACGACGAGGUUGAUAUUUUGUAG